Molecule: messenger RNA, 2184 nt
Organism: Rhea pennata
Lineage: Eukaryota; Metazoa; Chordata; Aves; Rheiformes; Rheidae
Gene: SAMSN1
Product: SAM domain, SH3 domain and nuclear localization signals 1
Exons: 8
Coding region: 39-1160 (373 amino acids)
Biological process (GO): negative regulation of B cell activation; negative regulation of peptidyl-tyrosine phosphorylation
Cellular component (GO): nucleus; cytoplasm
Molecular function (GO): phosphotyrosine residue binding
Source: RefSeq, a predicted model, not a curated record
AGGCAGUUGCCCAUCUGUUGGAUAAACCUGAAUUAAACAUGUUGAAGAGAAAACCAUCCAACGUGUCUGAUAAGGAGAAGACUCAAAAGCCGAAGCGCACAAGCAGUUUUGGAAGCUUUGACCGUUUCAGACAUUACUCGAUAUCAAAGGCAGAUGACUCAGCUGAGAUACCUGAGUUGGAGACUAUAAGUGAUGUUGGAGAUGCAGCACAAAUUAAAGCAGCAAGUAAUGGAGGAAGCUUGGGUAAGAAGAUGAGAGCCAUUUCCCUUACCAUGAAGAAAAAGAUGGGUAAAAAGUACAUCAAGGCACUCUCUGAGGAGAUGACUGAAGAAGGAAAAGAUGAUGGUGAUCCUGGUGGUGGAAUACACGCAGAGAAGGUCCCCCUAAAAAACAGUGACUCUAUGGACAGUCUCUACAGCCUGAAUAGUGGCCAAAGCUCAUCUAGUGGGGUCACUAGCUGCUCUGAUGGAACCAGCAACAGAGAUAGCCUGAGGUUUGAUGAUGAAGUCCCUUACACUGGGCCGUUCUGUGGCCGAGCCAAAGUGCACACUGACUUCACACCAAGUCCCUAUGACACCGACUCUCUGAAAAUUAAGAAAGGAGAUAUUAUAGACAUCAUCUGUAAAACCCCUAUGGGCAUCUGGACAGGCAUGCUCAACAACAAAGUAGGAAACUUUAAGUUCAUUUAUGUGGAUAUUAUUUUGGAAGAGGAAACUGCACCCAGAAAGAUAAAGCCACACAGAGGAAGCAAAAGGACCAAGCCCAAAACUUUGCAAGAACUCUUGGAAUGUGUCCAUCUGCAGGAUUAUGCCUCAACCCUCUUGCUAAAUGGCUACGAAAAUCUAGAGGACUUAAAGGAGCUACAGGAGAGCCAUCUGAUUGAAUUAAAUAUUUCAAACCCAGAAGACAGGGCAAGAUUAUUAUCAGCAAUUGAAAAUCUACAGGACUAUGACACUGAACAACAGCAUGAAAGUGAAGGUGGUCAAGAGUCCGGGAGCUUAAGUCCUCACCACAGCUUUGACAAAUCGCAGUUAAAUGACUGUCCGAGAGAUUCUGGCUGUUACAUCUCAUCAGAAAAUUCAGAUAAUGGUAAAGAAGAAGUAGAUCCAGAAACCCUGUCUGACCUGGUACAGUCAGUAGUGAUCACUGAGUCAAACUGAUCCCAUCCCAGUCUGCUUUUCUGCAGAUUUUCAGAAAGGAUGAUCAGAUAAGUUAAGGUGCUGAUGUGACAACACAGAAGCAGAGCACAAAAUAUUCUCAACACCAAAAAUCUGCUUCCCUCUGAAGUAUGAUGCUCUAGACUGUUUAAAAUGUGGACAUUGGAUAGCUAAAUCUUAGUUGAUAAUAAGAAUAUCUCAUGCUUUUCUUUUUAAAGAAUCCACAGAUGUUUGAUUGCAAACAUUUUUUAUCUAUAUAUUUAUAUUUGUACAGCAAAUGCAUUUUUUAUAAUAAUGGGGUGUUAGGUAGUGGUAGAUAAUCAGGACAUGUUCAUUUCUGAACCAGUCCAAAAUGUUGUAAAUAUUGUACAUCUUUGUUAUUUUAAAAAGGUAAAGAUAAACCACACUGUCUUUAUUUUCAGACAUGUUUCACUGGUAUUUGUACAGAACAUAUUUUCAUUAAUAUCGUAAUAAAAAGGUAGAUACAUUCAUGUCCUACUUUGGAAAGUACCACGCUAAUUCUCAUUAAUAUUAAAGCUGUUUCAUACUGUUCUUCUCCAAAAUGAGCUCUAAAGCAGACAAGUCUUCUACACUGUGUCCUAAAGAUACAAAAGGACUUCAGCGUGAAUCUGAAUUAAACUCUACAUGUUCAAUAUCUUUUAGAAGUAUCUAGCCAUCUGAAUUUCUUAUACACUGGCCAUUUCUGUACUGUUACUUUCACAACUGUUCUCAUUCUUUCCAAACAUUGCAAAAAUAAUGCAAGCUUGGAGCAAAAGACUAGUAUCAAUGCUAUGCUUUUAUGAUUAUUUUUUGUGAAUCUCUUGCCUUUUGUGUGUUGUGUGAAAUUUGUUAAUAGAAAUACUUGUUUGUGAACAAAUCACAGAAACUAAUAGGGUUCUUGUACAUUAUUGUCUUUCAUAUGAGAGUUAAUUGUCAUUUCUCGGCAUAUUUUGCACUGGAAUACACACUGUAUCUGCCUGUCUUCUUUUAAAGUACUUCCUUUGAAAAUAAAUAGAAUCAUGUGUUU